Messenger RNA from Cicer arietinum (chickpea), 1625 nucleotides. Its product is annotated as protein TIFY 4B-like. Gene Ontology annotation, biological process: regulation of jasmonic acid mediated signaling pathway; regulation of defense response; response to wounding. Gene Ontology annotation, cellular component: nucleus. NCBI's taxonomy places the organism in Eukaryota, Viridiplantae, Streptophyta, Magnoliopsida, Fabales, Fabaceae. The record is from RefSeq and is a predicted model, not a curated record.
UCCCCCCAAAGACCCUACUGCAAACAGUACACACUCGCAAACCCAAACGCAAACAUCACUCACUCACUCACACCCUUCCUUCACCCCCUCACUCAUUCACUCACUCAACUCACACCAGUAACUACACUACAUACACCCCCCUCUCUCUCACACUCUCUCUCAUAAAUUGUUAAGUUGUAGAUGGUCCCACUUACCCGUUGUUGUCGGAAUCGGAAGCGAUGAACGGCGGAAGCACCGUUCCCUUCCGAUCCAUCCUCGACAAACCCCUUACCCAGCUCACCGAAGAUGACAUUUCUCAACUCACACGCGAAGACUGUCGCAGAUUCCUCAAAGAAAAAGGGAUGCGCAGGCCUUCCUGGAACAAAUCACAAGCGAUCCAGCAAGUUAUUUCUCUCAAAGCACUUCUCGAACCUACCGACGACGAUUCUCCCGCCCCCGUCUCCUCCGCCAUACACCACCACCACCACCAUCAACCUCCACAAGGGAAUUUGAAUGAAUCUCCGGCGAAAGGAACGGAUCCUGAAGAUAUUGGUUUUCGUGCUGCGGAGGAUCUUCAGAAAUCUACUUCAUCUGCUGCGGAAGAACCUACGGACACUAAUGAUGCCAACGUUGUUAGCCCCGCCGGAGGGUGCGCACCUAGCGGAUCAUUUGGGCAAAUGACAAGUUUCUACUGUGGUAAGGUUAAUGUCUAUGAUGGAGUCUCACCGGAUAAGGCACGAUCAAUCAUGCAGCUAGCUGCAAGUCCGUCCCUGUUUCCUCAGGAUAAUCCUUCAAAUAAAAAUGCUGCAGUUUGGGCUUCUCCUUGCAACUUACCGAUUGAUAAGGAUGGUCUCUUCCCCACUGACACAAUCCUUCAAGUUGUUCAAACAGAUAAGAUGGUGGAACAUCCUCUGCAAUACAGGGAGAAAGGGAGCACAGCUCGUGAUGCUGAUGUAGAGGGUCUGGCAAGCAGAAAAGUGUCACUGCAGCGAUAUCUUGAAAAGCGAAAGGACAGGGGAAGACCAAAAGGAAAGAAACUGACUGGCAUAACUUCAUCUAACUUUGAGAUGUAUUUGAACCUUCCAGUGAAGGUCCAUGCCUCAAAUGGGAAUUCAAGUCGUAGUAGCACUGACUCUCCUCCACAGCCUAGACUGCCUCCAGUUUCCAGUGGCUCAGCUGACAACCAGCAAAAAGUUGCCCUUCCCAUUGAUCUCAAUGAUAAAGAUGUUCAAGAAUGCUAAAACUCGAGACUAGUUAGAUUUUGCAGAUUUGGAACUCGUAGAUGAUUGAAGAGAACGAUGCUGUAUGACUGACAAGAAGAGACCAUAGCUUCUGGGAACCUAUUGCAAGAAACAUUGGGCCUAGACUAGAGCGGUCAAUUUUUAGUAGCUUUAACUUCUGGGAAAACUUUUAUGUUUAGGAUAGUCGAGUGUCCCGCUGACCUGAUCAAUUUUGUAAUAACAGUCAUCUAGUUUCAUUGUUCGGGAAUUUCUUGUCUUGUAACUUAAGGUUUUCUGAGUUAGUAAAAUGUAGAGUGAGGAGCAGCCACUUUCCCAAGAAUAUGUGAUAUGUAAUGUAAAUUCACUGUGCUGCUGCUUGUUAAUUGUUAAUAGCUUUUAUGCAACCUAAACUGGACUCUUAGUCUU